Molecule: messenger RNA, 3039 nt
Organism: Tetrahymena thermophila SB210
Lineage: Eukaryota; Ciliophora; Oligohymenophorea; Hymenostomatida; Tetrahymenidae
Exons: 2
Source: RefSeq, a predicted model, not a curated record
AUGAUCUCUGCCACAUCUUAUUAAGACUUAAAUUAGAUGGCAAGAGAGGCUCCUGAUUAAUUCAAGGAAUCUAAUAGUCAUAAAUUUGCAAUUGGUAGGUCUUUAAGCGCUAGGAUAAUGCAAUCUGGGAUGCGUCCAUGUGAUAUUGCUCAUAUAAUUUAACUUUCUUCAGAUAAAAAGGAAUAGAGUUGUCAUGGAAAUAGCAUAAGUAAAGAUUAAGGAAAAAGCUAAAACAGGUUAGAAUAAAUUAUGAUUAAGAGAGGAAAAAUUAAUGAGCUUAGUGAAAGAAAUAUGAAAAAAAUUUUGUAAAGUGACUUUUAUUACAAUGACUUAAAUGAAAUUAGAAGCAUAAAUGAAUUUUUAUACAUAAAAAAUAAUCUUGCAGUAAACUAAAAUACAAAGAGAAUCCUCUCAAUGAGAGAAGACCUCAAGAAAAAACAAUAGCAAAUACAAUAAAUAAUUUAAAAAGAGUAAAAUUUGAUGGAUCAAGAAGAUUAAGUUUAGGCUACUAUCGACUUUGCUACUUAUCAUAAAUAUUUAUCAGGAUAAAAAAUGUAAUUGAAUAAUUAGUAAUCUCCACACAGAAAUUGUUCAUCAAGCUAGUCUGCAAGGUAGCAUGGAAGAAUAAUUAACGAUAACUAAAAUAAUAACUAAAUACUUCAUUAAAGUUAUAAUUAAAGUUCACCAUUUAAUGAUUAAUAUUUAAUUUCUCCAAUCAAAUAAGUUAAAAGUUUUACUAAUAGAAAUCCUUAAAAUUCUUAGUUUGAGCAAUAUCAAAUAAAUAGCAUAAAGUAAUAGAAUUUUACUAAUUAACAGACAACUGAAAGUGCCAAAGAUGAUUCAACAUAGUGUAUUGAUUAAGAAAGCUAGAGCUCUCAUACAAAUAUAAAUUAAAUGAGUCCUAUAACUGUAUCAGAAAAUAUUGAUUCUUACAAAUUAAUGGCCACUUAAGUACAUGAAAAUAAUUAAAUUAAUUUGUUCAAUUAUCAUAAUUAUGAACAUCAUUUUGAUAAUUUAAUGAAAAUUUAAAAACUUUCUACCAUUUCUGAAAGAGAUAGUGAAGUUAUUUUGUAAAAAGACCUUGAUAACUAUAGGAAUAUGAUGGCAGUAGGAAGCAGUUAAAAUACUUUGAAAACUAAUGUUAUUGACAUAAACAAUAUGUAUGAGCUCUUUUAAAUAAAAUCCCCUAAUACCGAACAAUCUAAUAUGUCAAAAUCAUUACUUUCCCCACAUAGUAAUAUUUAUUAACAAAAAAAUUAAACCAUGCCUGCUAGAAACAGAAAUUCUUAGCACACAAAUGAAGAAAGUUUGAAUGAAGGCUCUUAAAUGAUAGCAAAUAGUUAUAUAGAUUAAUUGAAUUCAAAAUAUCCUUUUAAUAAUAAAAUAGUCACUAGAAGCUAAAGUGCUCAUACUGUGCAAAAGUAAUCAGAAAAGUAUGUUUCCGCACCAACUCAAACAAACUUACCCUUAUAAAACCACAUAGUAUAAAGAAGAAAGUCUUCUUAAUAAUCUGUAUAUCUACAUACUUAGUAGUAAAUUUAUAACCCAACUAUACAAAAUAAUUUAUAAUAUAUUGCAUAAUUGCCAGUUUAUAAAUGCUCAUUCAAAAAGAAAUGUAGGAAUAGCCUCAAAAACUCAGAAAAUAAGAACUAGGAUAUGCAAUAAAAUAAUAAUAAUAAUAAUAAUAAUAAUAAUAAUAAUAAUAAUAAUAACUACUACUCUCAAUAUACCAUGAGAGAGGCUGAUAAAUUUUUGUUAAAUUAAUAGAUAAUUAAUAACUUUAAGCAGAAACCAAAUCCAUAACAGUUUAGAGAAAAUAUGAUGUUAUUCAAUUCUAUUAAAACAGCCAAAAUAUUUAAUGAUAAAAUAGACGAAGCUUUGUAAUUAAAUAGUAAAGAAUAUGAUUAAAAGUACAAUUAAUUUUCAACUUAAACUAAUUUUGCAUCUAGGCAAACUCGCUCAAGCUGUGAAAACAGGAUAAACUAGACAAUAUUGAAAGAUCAAAUCAAUAAAAAUAUCUCACCAAAAUAAUAAAUUGGUUAAGUGAAUCACAAUCAUUCACAAAACUUAGAAAGUACAGACUAUCAUAUAAAAAUAAAUGAUUAGUCUUUGUUAAAUAUAGCUGGCUGCAAAAUUCAAUCUGUGCAAAAAGACAAACUCUUAAAUCAAAAAGAAUUUUAAAAUGAAAAAUCUUCAGACAAUUCUUAAUUUUUGAAAGUAAAAUCUUAGCAAUAAAAUAAUUCGAAUAUAGCUUAGAUCCCUUUUUGUUAGUUUGAAACAGAUAUUAUGGUUUAAAAAUAAUAAGAAAAUACACAUAUGAACUAAAAAUAAUAAGAAUGUUCACAAAUCUAAUCAAAUUUAUUAGAUGAAAUGCCUAUUAAAAACAAAUAAGAAAGCUAAUCAGUAACAAAAAUUAGCUAUCCUUAGUUUGAAUAAAAUACAAUCCAUAAUUAUAAUAUUGAAAAACUUUUAAGCCUUCAAAAUAAUUAUAAUGUUGAAAGUGAUGUAUAUGAAAAUACUUAAACAGCAGAUACUACUUAAAAAUAAUAAAAUAUAGAGGUCUAACAAAAUAAAAACUAAAAAUUAACAAGUUCACUGAAAAAUUCUCCUAUAAAAAUAUGUAAUUUUAAAACUACUUAAGUUGAUCUCUUUAAUACUAAGCAAAACAUUUAAGAAACAUAAUUAAGGAUUAUCCAAAAUUUAAAAAAGAUAGAUAUCAAUUAAAAAAAAGAUAGAAAUUACUUAGCUAAAAUGAAUAUGAUUAGCUAAGAAAUAAAUAAAUCAAAGUCUUUAGAUGCAAUCAAGCGUAAUAGGUCUGCAUCUUAAAGCUAAAAUAAUAGCAACAGUCCUAAUAAUUAUCCUAAGAGAGCUAGGCUUUCAAGAGCUCAAAUAAGUAAAAUGUUUAAAACAAGUGAAUAAAUUCAAAUGCAUAAAGAAGUUGGAUUAUAUAACAGAAUAACUUACAAUAAUUUCAUACAAAAAAAUAAUAAAAACAAGAUACUCCUCAAGAAUUGUAAUUAUGUAGAGUAUUAUUAGUGA